GCAAUUAUAGUAUCUGAUUGGUGGAUACUGACAAGGCCCUCCUAUAUUCUUCCUCAUCAACUUUGUAUACAAACCAGCAGUUCUCUUCGACCACCAUAACCCAAGUUUUAUUAUCAAAACUUUGAACUCCUUCUUUUCGUGACCAGCAAAGCUCGAGGAGAAUUGUCUCCCAAAACGGCUGCACGGGUCAUGCAAAAGGAGGCAAGCUAUGUGCUUUGUUCCAAAACUGAACAGUAACAGGCUUGCAAAUGCUCUGGAAGAAUAUCUACAGAAAGAAGAUGGCGACUCGAUCGACGUGAGACGGGUUUUUCACUCCAUUCUCCGUACAGAAGGAAAUGAGAUUACUCCUUCCAUCUAUAGCAACACCACCCGAUGGAUAUGGCUGUUAAACCAAGACUUUGAAUACCUCCCCGACACCUUCUCCCUCACUAUUAGCCUCCUCAACAGAUUCCUGUCACUAGUUAAGGCCAAGCCCAGAUACCUGUGCUGUAUAGCAAUCACCUGUUAUUUCCUGGCCAUUAAGACUGUUGAAGAAGAUGAAAGCAUCCCCUCCCUUUCUGAGUUGGUGCAAGUGAGUGAAUGUGGCUGCUCUGUGUCUGAUGUACUUCGCAUGGAGCGCAUCAUCCUCACCAAGCUCCAGUGGAAUCUGACCCCAGUUACAGCCCUUCAUUUCCUUUACCUGUAUGAAGCUCUUGUGCUUCCUGACUCUGCCUUUGGUGGCAUGGCUCCACGCCAGCAUAUGAACAUGAUGACUAUUAAGUUGGAUGAUUGCCUUUGCAAUGUGAACUUCACCCAGUUUAAGGUUUCUGUGUUGGCCUUGGCUAUAUUCAGCCAAGAGCUGGAGAGCUUGUCUCCAUCUGGCUGGCUGACUGCUGUCAUCAAGCUUCAGAAGCUGACGCGUGUUGAAUUUGGUGACCUCAUCAGAUGUCGUGAGCUACUGCAUUCAACAUUUGGGGUGGAAACCCAAAAAGCAGCCACUAGAAAGUCAAGAGAAACCAAGCGCUUCUUCCAUCAAAGCCUAGCAACCAUUCCUGAGGGAGUCGAAGAACUGUCUGUCAUUCUUCCAGAUCAUUUGCAUACAGACAAGCCAGUCCCUAUUGAAGCGAAUUCUGAUAGUUGUGAGUUUGAGGGAGCAGCGAUGCGAGAUGAGCUCAAGCGCCUUAGCAGCAUGGUUGAAGGCAUAUUGAGUGAUGAGGACUGCAUGCCAGCACCUAAGCGUCGCCGCUCAGAGAAACCACUUCCUUGUGGCCUUCAGUCUCAACUUAGAUGUGGAAUUUGCAACAGUGGGGUCCAAGCAAUUCAAGCGAUUGCCUUGUAAAAGUGUCAGUUUUGGAACAAAGGCUGUUUAUUCUGUUGCUGUACCCCAAAAAUAUUAUUGUCUAAUUUAGUUUAGGUUUAGGGUUUGUUUUGUUUAAGAUGCUAUGAAGGAUCCAAAAAAAAAUUCAAAACAGAAAAGAGGAAAAAGAUUUGUUCAGAUUUGCUCAAUAGGGCAUCAGAUAUAGGACUUGACUUUAUAAGCAAUUAAAUUUCAUACCUUUAAUGUUAUGCUUCUCUCAAUUUGAUUGUUGAUUCAACUUUGAGGUAUCAAGAUAUUUUGUCCACACAGACAGAAAAACAUUUCAUUAUAACAUGCCAUUAGCAUAAAAAAAUAUUUAUCUUUUUAACAAUUCUUAAGGAUAACUUUUUGGUUUAUCCAUCAAUGUAUGUAUGUUUGAGGUUGGUGAGUUUUUUCAGUGGUAACGGUUUCUAAGUAUCAAGGUAUCUUCAACAUAAUAAUGUAAUAUUAAAAUCCAACAUAGCUCUAUAAUAAAAGGUGUAGGAACAGAUGCAUUGAAACUGACAUCCUAUGGUAUACAUGGCUGAUAAUCAACGACUUGGACUGGACAUGGACAAUCCAACAAGGGUACUUCUGUUCCCUUUUACAACACAAAAACCAAAGAAAAAUAAAAAAACCCGGUUUUUUUUGCCUGUA
Molecule: messenger RNA, 1972 nt
Organism: Nematostella vectensis (starlet sea anemone)
Lineage: Eukaryota; Metazoa; Cnidaria; Anthozoa; Actiniaria; Edwardsiidae
Product: cyclin-I
Exons: 6
Coding region: 209-1318 (369 amino acids)
Biological process (GO): regulation of cyclin-dependent protein serine/threonine kinase activity; mitotic cell cycle phase transition
Cellular component (GO): nucleus; cytoplasm; cyclin-dependent protein kinase holoenzyme complex
Molecular function (GO): cyclin-dependent protein serine/threonine kinase regulator activity
Source: RefSeq, a predicted model, not a curated record